AUGGAGAAGGCACCAAGCCCCUCGACCAGCAGCUCGGUGGCCUUGUCCUCAUCCUCCACAGCCACCUUCAAGGAGGAGCUGCUGUGCCCCCUCUGCUACGAGCCUUUUCCACUGGGAGCAGGGCAGCGUCUGCCCGCGAGCACGAGGGCGGGCUGGGACUUGAUGGCUCGCGAGGGUCCUGAGGGCGUCUCCUCCCCGCAGGCCAAGCUGAAGAACAUGGAGACCUCCCUGCGGGAUAAAGCGAAGGAUUUCGGGGCUGUGCAGCGCUCCUACGAAUCCAUCAUGAAACACAACCAGAUGGACAUCAAGGAGGAUGACUACACCUUCCUCAUGACCCACAAGAACCGCAAGCGCAGGAUCGCCUGCACAGCUGAGGAGCCGGAGGCUGUGCCCUCAGGGAUGCUCCUCGACAUUGCCAAGUACCUGGGCUCGCUGCAGUACAAUGUCUGGAAGAAGAUGCUGGACAUCAUCACCGUAGUCCCCUUCAGCUUUGACCCCAACUCCGCGGCAGGCUGGCUCUCGGUGUCUGAGGACCUCGCCAGUGUCACCAACGGGAGCUACAAGCUGCUGGUGGAGAACCCUGAGCGCUUCACUGCGGCUCCCUGCAUCCUGGGCUCCCGUGGCUUCUCCACCGGCUUCCACACCUGGGAGGUGGACCUGGGCAGCAUCACAAACUGGCGCGUGGGGGUGGCCCGGCCGCGUAAUGGCACCCACUGGACUUUCCACCAUGACUCUCGCUCCGGCUUCUGGUAUAUCUACCGCCUGCCCGGGAAGGACGGCGAGAUGUGCCGAGCAUCCAAUGCGGCGCGGUCGGAAGCGGCGCUGGGUGACCUGCGACGGAUCCGAGUGGAGCUGGACUGCGACGAAGGGGAGCUCUCCUUCUACAAUGCAGACCGCAAGACCCACAUCUACACCUUCCACGAGAAGUUUGGCGGCACCGUCUUCCCCUACUUCUACGUGGGGGGUGCGCCCGUGGGCACGGCGCCCGAGGCACUCCGCAUCUGUCCCCUCCAGGUCCGUAUCCACGAGGAUGUCCCCAUCUAG
Tauraco erythrolophus (red-crested turaco) is the source of this 1044-nucleotide messenger RNA. Lineage: Eukaryota; Metazoa; Chordata; Aves; Musophagiformes; Musophagidae. The record is from RefSeq and is a predicted model, not a curated record.